This is a messenger RNA of Clunio marinus, 687 nucleotides long. Lineage: Eukaryota; Metazoa; Arthropoda; Insecta; Diptera; Chironomidae. The record is from the annotation of a GenBank genome assembly.
GUUCAUUUUUCAACGAGUUUUCAUCUCGAUAGAAAGUUUGUGCCAAAAAAGCUAAAAGGAUUUUUGCUUUUCUUUCAACACGUUAACUUUAAAAUCGGUUAAUGUUUGUGAUUGAACAGUUGAAAACUUUAUAAGACACAAAAAUGAGCCAAAAAUCAGUUUUAAUUGUUCUUACCAUUGCCAUAAUGUUGGUGAUGACGACGGAAUCGGAAGCUAAACGAAUCGGUUGUGCUAGCUUUGGGCAUUCAUGCUAUGGUGGACAUGGGAAGAGAUCCGACCCUUUAUUGACAGUGCAAGAUAUUGAUACAUCAGAACAACAACCAGCUAUACCGAUGAUUCGUUUAUUACAAAGGAGAUUCGCUUAUCAGCAAGAGGCGCCACCACCAUCAACAGAAGUUGCAGAACGAGAGAAAGAAGUGAAAUUUCUUAUUCUCACCGUUCUCAAUGAUGUCAUUACCGAAGCCUAUAAAAAAGCUUCAACACCGUCAACUGACCAAGAUGCUGCAAAUUCAGUUUAAAAUCUCUCAAUAAGUUCCUUCAACAUGCUUUAAUUUUGAGUGAUGUUCUAAAGACUUUCCUUGCCAUCACCACCAAGGAGAGUCUUCAAAGCAUCCGCAUGAAAAUAUCUUGUAAAUUUCAACAAAACGUUAAGAAUUAAAUUGACAAAACAACUGUUCUAUGUUACGC